CCGAUCAUGGCUAAAUUUCACUGGCUGUUCUUGAUCGUUUUUCUGCCCUACCAUGGGAAAGCAGCAAAGAUUUCGCCUUCUAAGAGUCGCCUGAGUCUGCAAUGGAAAACCUUCAAUUGCGCAUCGAACCCACUCCAUGUGAGCCGGCACAAAUGUAUCAUCCUGGAUAACGAUAAGUCUCUGAUUACCGUCGAAGUUGACUAUCUUCAGGCUAUAUCUCAGCUCAAUGCCACGUUCAAAUUGUUUUUGCCUCGACCACCCUUCAAGGAAUACCACAAAAUUAUCGAUCUGAAUGUCGACGUCUGUCAGUUCUCCAAAGGCCUGUAUGGCCACAAGUUUAUUGCGGUGAUCGUGAAGUCGCUUGGCAAGAAGGCGAGCUCCCAGCUGAAGUGUCCCCGUCCAAAGGUGAGCCUCGAUGCUAGCUUUUGCUGCUGA
Messenger RNA from Drosophila miranda, 435 nucleotides. RefSeq lists its product as uncharacterized. NCBI's taxonomy places the organism in Eukaryota, Metazoa, Arthropoda, Insecta, Diptera, Drosophilidae. The coding region runs from base 7 to 435 and encodes 142 amino acids. The transcript has 2 exons. The record is from RefSeq and is a predicted model, not a curated record.